CAGCCAGGCUAUUAGACAAUAAGGUCAGAUUGUCAGACUGGGGCGAUCAAAUGAUAAAGAUGGUACCAGGAGUUACCGUGUGUGUGUGAGCUCAUUUGCAUUCCUUUUCCUGGCCUUUGUGUCCCACUCCUGACAGCCCACAUAACUGUGAGAAUGCUAAGUCAGGUAACCAGUACGUGUGAAGCCACAGCCAGGGACCAGGCCCUUUUUCUCGUAGGACUAUAAAGCACCGCCGACGAGCGUCUCUCGUCGGGGUUUGCAAACUUCCACCUGAGGGGACGUCAGCCACAAGCCAACGAGCACCGCAACAUCUCCGGCAAACCACCCCAAGCAAACAACCAAGAUGGCGCCCUUUGAGAAAUCCAUGGAGAUGAUGAUGCCCUUUAAGCAGAGGAAGUGCUUGGAAACAAGAAAAGACGAAGUGUGCAGCAUUCGUUCCAAAUUCCCCAACAAAUUACCGGUUAUCGUGGAACGCUACAUCCGUGAAAAGACUCUCCCCCUGCUGGACAAGACAAAAUUUUUGGUUCCCUUUGAGCUCACCUUGGGUCAAUUCCUCUGCCUGCUCAGGAACAAGAUCGACCUGGAAUCGACCCAAGCGCUCUUCCUGCUUGUGGCCGAGAAAAGCAUGUCCUGCAUGUCCUCAAGCAUGGGGGAGGUUUACUCCCACUACAGAGAUCCCGACGGCUUCCUCUACAUCACGUACGCCUCACAAGAAAUGUUUGGAGCGCCCCGACCGGCAGGACGGCCGCCGUGCUGAGCUACUUCAGGAGGCCCAUUUUUGGACAUUUGAAACACGCCCGGACGAGAGAGCUGCUUCAUGAGGUGUAAAUGAGACACACCUUGUGUCAUGGGGCGAUUCAACUUAAUGCUGGAUCUCUGUUCAUCCAGGAAAACAUCAAGACUGAAGAUACCCCUUGAUCAAAGAUUAUAGUGUACAGUUACAGAAAGAUAAAUGUCCAUAGUUGGGUCUCAUUGACAUCUUACAGGAGAAGUGCAAUGCAGACAAACUGGUGUAUGUGCUACUGGUAGCACUGGAGCCUUCACGAUGUAUAAACGGGCUCAGAGUUAUGCUGCUAAUUACUCCC
Molecule: messenger RNA, 1085 nt
Organism: Corythoichthys intestinalis (scribbled pipefish)
Lineage: Eukaryota; Metazoa; Chordata; Actinopteri; Syngnathiformes; Syngnathidae
Gene: map1lc3cl
Product: microtubule-associated protein 1 light chain 3 gamma, like
Exons: 4
Coding region: 344-757 (137 amino acids)
Biological process (GO): autophagosome assembly; cellular response to nitrogen starvation; autophagy of mitochondrion
Cellular component (GO): cytosol; autophagosome; autophagosome membrane
Molecular function (GO): ubiquitin protein ligase binding
Source: RefSeq, a predicted model, not a curated record